Messenger RNA from Sarcophilus harrisii (Tasmanian devil), 747 nucleotides. It is a transcript of the gene CRISP1, whose product is annotated as cysteine rich secretory protein 1. The transcript has 7 exons. NCBI's taxonomy places the organism in Eukaryota, Metazoa, Chordata, Mammalia, Dasyuromorphia, Dasyuridae. The coding region runs from base 1 to 747 and encodes 248 amino acids. Gene Ontology annotation, biological process: binding of sperm to zona pellucida. Gene Ontology annotation, cellular component: extracellular region. The record is from RefSeq and is a predicted model, not a curated record.
AUGGCCCUGAGAAGCCUCUUCUUCUGCUUGAUGGCUACAGCUUCCUGGACUAUCUUGAUUCUAAAGGGUGAACCAGUAAUUGUCCCAUAUGAAACAGUUUCUACUGAAGUUGAGAAUAUCCAGGAAGAAAUUGUAGACAAACAUAACGCCCUUAGGAGGGGAGUAAUUCCCAAAGCCAGAAACAUGCUGAAAAUGGAAUGGAACGAAAAUGCUGCACAAAAUGCCAGAAAUUGGUCAAAGGAGUGUAAGAAGAACCAUAGUCCCCAAUUCAAAAGGAAAGUUACAGAGAGUUUAUGUGGAGAAAAUUUGUUGUUUGCCUCUCAUCCUCUAUCAUGGUCAGAUGUAAUCCAGUUGUGGUAUGAUGAGUCAAAAAACUUCACAUACGGGUUUGGACCAACAAAACCAGGAUCAGUGGUUGGCCACUAUACUCAGACUGUUUGGUCCACUUCGUAUAUGAUUGGCUGUGGUGUCGCUCAUUGCCCCAGUCAGAAGACAUUUAAAUACUUCUACACAUGCCACUAUUGUCAUGGGGGAAAUAAUCCUGUAACUUUUACUACACCUUAUAAGAAAGGAAUCCCAUGUGGAGACUGCCCCGGCCAAUGUGAAGAUGGACUUUGCACCAAUCCAUGCCCCUACGUUGAUGAUCUUGUUAACUGUCCAGAUGCUAUACGUCUUCUUCACUGCAAUCAUAAGUUAGUUGCUAUAAAAUGUAAAGCUAGUUGCAGGUGUACAACUGAAAUAAAAUAG